This is a messenger RNA of Guillardia theta CCMP2712, 453 nucleotides long. RefSeq lists its product as hypothetical. Bases 1 to 453 code for a protein of 150 amino acids. The record is from RefSeq and is a predicted model, not a curated record. NCBI's taxonomy places the organism in Eukaryota, Cryptophyceae, Pyrenomonadales, Geminigeraceae. The transcript has a single exon.
AUGCCCUCCACCAACGACACGAACAAAAUGCUCGAGCAGGAUUGCAACAAUGCUCGUCAUGCUCCAAGAGUUUCCAAGAUCGACAUGUAUUUCUAUGAAGAGCUUCUGAUGAGCGGCGGACAAAAAGAGGCAUCGGAAUGGCUCAGCAUGAGGAAACUACAAAGCUCCAGGUCCGGCGCUUCCAGCCCUCGGUCGACUCUCAGUCAUUCUACCUCGCUGCCAAGUUCCUGCAACACCUCGCGCAGCCAGACUCCAACUCCUGCAAGGCGCUCAAGCAUUGAGUCCUGCAGAGAAAAGUUCGUGAGGUCGAACAGGAGCGACUCAUUCUCGCACAGAAGCAAGAAGAUUUCCACCGAGGUAGAUUUUGAGCUCGCAAAGCUAAGAUUAGGAUACAAUGCUGGACUUCUCUUCACUGAUGCUGCUCACCUUGUUCAUCCUGACUCUGAUGAGUGA